This is a messenger RNA of Phacochoerus africanus (Common warthog), 2715 nucleotides long. It is a transcript of the gene USP26, whose product is annotated as ubiquitin specific peptidase 26. The transcript has a single exon. Gene Ontology annotation, molecular function: cysteine-type deubiquitinase activity; cysteine-type endopeptidase activity. Gene Ontology annotation, biological process: protein deubiquitination; G1/S transition of mitotic cell cycle. The record is from RefSeq and is a predicted model, not a curated record. Gene Ontology annotation, cellular component: nucleus; cytosol. Lineage: Eukaryota; Metazoa; Chordata; Mammalia; Artiodactyla; Suidae. Bases 1 to 2715 code for a protein of 904 amino acids.
AUGGCUGCUCUAAUGGCACAUGGUUUUGUCCAAAUAUGGAGCAGGAAAACUGGUAUGUCUAAGUCGAAAGAAGCAUUCAUUCAAACAGUAGAAAGAAAGAGCAAAGUUAGAUUGGUGGUCUAUUUCAGUACUGGAGAGCAUAAAACUUUUCGUCUAAGUAAUAAUAUUAAAAGCGUGGUCCUUAGAUCCUAUGGAAAAAAACAAAACCACCUGCACUUAACGUUCCAAGAUAAUAGCUUCUUGUUCAUUGAAAAAUUAUCCUCCAGAGAUGCUGAAAAUUUGAAGGCAUUCCUGGAUAGGGUCCAUGAAAAUAAUCUUCAACCACCCAUAAGACCUGAUAGGGAUGGGAGCGUCUUUGCCAGCACAGCAGUACACAAGCCAGUCAACAAGACUUCAUUUCACAAAACAUGUAAGAAGUCAGGUAGUCCAUCUUUUGAGAAAGGGGGAAAAAAUGAAACACCUGAUCUUGAGAAGAUGCCUUUGUUUGCUUCAAAAUCAUCAACAUUGACUUGGGAAGAGUUACUAGAAAAUGGAUAUGGGAAGAGAAAAAAGAUGCUGUCAUCUGGCUCAGAGAUGAAUAGGAAUUUCCUGAAAGAAAACAUCUUUGUAAGAAAGAAGAGGUCCAAGACAAAUCCCUUCAGGCAUGCAAGCCACAAGGAGAGGAAAGAAUGGAGGUUAAAACAGAAUAAGAAAUUGGAAUUUGGGCCUUCAUUCAAGAUCAGUUCUACUGGAAACCCUUACCUAGAUGGCAUUGGUCUUCUCCAGAUGCUGGCUAAGAAAAUAUAUUUGGCAUUUCUGUCCGAAUCCAGGUAUGGUGAGGAUGACCCAGACUGGGACAAACUCAAGAUGACCUUGGACUUUUAUCCAGAGAAACUAUGGCAAGGCUUCCCCAAUUUGGGAAACACCUGUUACAUGAAUGCAGUUUUACAGUCCCUAUUUUCAAUUCCAUCAUUUGCUGAUGAUUUACUCAGUCAGGGUUUCCCAUGGGGUAAAAUUCCCCUCGAUGCACUUAGCAUGUGCUUGGCACAGCUGCUUGUCUUAAAAGACAUUUAUAACAUAAAAAUCAAGGAGAGGUUACUUGUGAAUAUUAAGAAAGCCAUUUCAGCAGUUGCAGAGAUAUUCUCUGACAACAUUCAGAAUGAUGCUCAUGAGUUUUUAGGUCAAUGUUUAGAUCAGAUGAAAGAAAACAUGGGACAAUUAAACUCGAUUUGGGAGACCACAUUUGAGUCUGAGCAAGGAGAUUCACCUCAACAGGUUCUCACCGGCAGUACUGCCACCGAAAUGCUUGUCUGUCCUGUCAUCACUAAUUUUGAGUUUGAGUUGCUGUGCUCAAUUGUUUGUAAAGCCUGUGGGGAGGUUGUUCUUAAGACAGAGGUGAGUAAUUAUCUCUCCAUCAACCUUCCCCAAGGAACGGAAGCACUUCCCUUGUCUAUUCAGUCUAGUUUUGAUCAUUUCUUUGGAGCAGAAGAGCUUGAGUAUCGAUGUGAGAAGUGUAAGCACAGGGGUUCCGUUGCUGUGCACAAGUUCGGCAGGCUGCCCAGGGUCCUCAUUGUCCAUCUGAAACGCUAUAGCUUUAAUGAGUUUUGGUCUUUAAAAAAGGAUGACCAAGAGGUCAUUAUUUCCAAAUAUUUAAAGUUAUCUUCCCAUUGCAGUGAAAGCACCAAACCACCACUUCCCUUAAGCAAGAAUGCACAUAUUAGGGAGUUCCAGAUCUUAAAAAUCUUUCAAAGGAUAAAUUCUGAAAUCUUCGGUUUAUCAACGCCUUCAGCAGAACCGACCUCGGAAUCCAAGGAUUCCUUGGCUGCUCACAUUGGAUCAGAAAAAGAGUCUGAGUCACAAAAAUACCAGAUUCUUGAUAAAGGUUUAAGUGGAGAACAGCAAAAAGACCUGGGAAAAUCUACACCGAAUGUAAUAGACUCCACAUUGUUAAACUCAGGAGAUGGAGCAGCCAUUGCAAAAGAGCUAUUAGCAGUGAGCUUAAUGAUGGAUCUGGAAGACAACUUCCUUUCUCCGAAAGGUAAACCCACCAGCAGCACAUGUCAAGAAGUGCCUGAAAAUCCAAAACUAAAGAAAUGCAAGAGAUCCAACAUGUUUGUAGAUCUUGAGGGUAUCACUAAGACUAUCAAGCAUGUUUGUAAAGAUAACCCCCCCCGAAUUUUGGAAUUAUUUCACCAAGAGUCUGAACAGGCCCAGCAGUAUGAAAGGCUGAGACUCUAUGAACAAGCCCUUUGGCUGGCACUGCUUCAAAGCCUUCCAAAGUCAGGUGCCCGGUACACAAAGAACCUGAGAAGACCUACAGAAGUACAUUUUCAGGGGGCCGAUGUGAAUUCCCUAGGUGCAUUGGGUUCCGAUAAAAACCCUGGAAACAAAAAAUGUGUAGAUAGGAAGACAGAACCUGAAACCAAGAAACCAAAAAGAAAUGCCGAGAUGGAGGAUCCUCAUGCCUAUCGGCUCAUUGGUGUUGUCAGCCAUCUUGGGAAGACCCCCAAUUCGGGCCAUUAUAUCAGCGAUGCCUACGACUUUGAGAGGCAAGUCUGGUUCACUUACAAUGAUCUGCAGGUAUCAAGUAUCCAAGAGGCCCCAAUGCAGGAGGCUAGGCUUUGCACUGGGUACAUCUUCUUUUACAUGCACAAUGAGAUCUUUGAAGAGCUGUUGGAAAGAGAAGAGAACUCCCAGCCUCAUAGCACAGAGGCAGGGAAGACCCCUCGGGAGUAG